GGAAGAAUUGCGCGAAGUCGGAGUGCUCGGAGUACAGACCAAUUCGUUCGCCUUGUCUUUGAAAAAACGACCACCGCAAAAAAGUAAAGAUAAUACAAAUAAAGCGAAUAGCAGAAAACAGAAAGCAAAAAGUGAAAAAUAAGGAAAAAAAGACUCAGAGAACACGGAGUAAAGGCUACCACCCCCACAUAGGCGCCCAUUCACGAAUUCCGACCAGUGCAAUAUAAUCGUCCUCGUACAUUCACAUCCACACACACAUACAUAUGUAUACAGAAUCCACUUGCUACUGAGGUCCCCUCGGUAGCGUCGACUGUGAGAAUGGACAUGAGCAGAAGCAUCGGCAGUUGCUAUCAUAUCGCACUCGACGCUUGGCCGCUGACGAUGGCCAUAAAUAUGAAAAUUCAAAAUACACACAUAAAUGGCCAAAUCUGAGGGUGCACAAUAAAAGCGGCCAUAAAGAACAUCAAAUCAGCAGCAGACGCUACACAGCGAUAGCGUUGCCCAUACGUCGAGCACGAGGCGCCGACAACAGCAACAGCACCAACAACAACAACAACAACAACAACAGCACCAAUAACAGGGGCAGCAGCAACUGUGGCCGGUGGCAAUGGAAAAGCUGGCACAGCAUCUACAGCAUCUAAAGGAGCUGGGAGCCCGAGCCCCAGCCCCAGCCCGAGCCCCAGCAUCAUCACCAGCCCUCCCGCCACAGAUCGAGCAAGACCGCUCUGGACCUCCCCGUUGGCGGCACGUGCAGUUGGUCUGCUCCUGCCCGUGCUCCUGGAACCAUGUUUGGAGCAGGACAGCCCUGUUCCUGGCUGCUGUGUGCCUGCUGACGCGGCCCGUCAUGCCGGAAGUUAUUUAUCGAGUUGAUCCUUUGGCUCUCCUGGCCGCCACCUUGAGAACGUACCAGCGCGCAGGAUGCGACUCGGAGCAGCUGUCACUCAGUUGUCCACGCGGCACCAGCAUUUCUAUCGAACUGGCUCAGUACGGACGGGCGGGAGAUUUAACCGACCACAGCCUGUGUCCACCCGUUUCGCAAGAGGACCUCACCACGACCGGAAGUGCCGGCGAUGCUGUCAUCCACAGUGGAACAGAAAUCGAAGUCAAACCGCCGGAAGCGUGUACAGUAAGCGGAUUACAGUACGCCCUCCUGCAGACGGUGGUCGAUGCCUGCCAGAAAAAACGGCACUGCAAGUUUGCCGCGAAUUCCAAAACGCACUCUAGUGGAGAUCCCUGUUCGGGCAUACGGAAAUUCGUCGAGAUUGCCUACAAAUGCCGUCCAUACGAAUUCCGCAGCAAGGUGGCGUGCGAGAACGACAAUAUGCCGCUUGUGUGCAAUCCGUAUUCACGCAUUGCUAUAUACAGCGCCUCCUUCGGCCACACAGAACGCGAAAGCGUACAGUGCGGGGGCCAGAGCGCUGGGGCAAGUACUGGCACUGGCACCAGCGAAGACAACGGCAAGCCGACUUGCCUAGUAUCGUACGCCACGGAGACAGUGAUGCAGAUUUGCCAUGGGCGUAGACGCUGCUCGGUGACCGCAGAUGCUGGUACAUUUGGUCGUCCCUGCAAAGCUGAUGUGCGGAUGUACCUAAAGGUUGUCUACACCUGCAUUCCUCGCAAAGUGCUGAAGGAUCGUUACGAGACUGCGCCGGAGGGCGACGAGCCACAACAGUCUGAGCUAGACAUGGACCAAGAUGAACUUUAUGACGAAGACCAGUUCUACAAAGAGUCCGAAGCGAUUCCGCCGGCCCCCAAGCUCCAAGGCGCUAUUCCAAAUGUUGGCAUGCCGUUCGACUUCGGAAAUGGUGCGCUAGGUGUCGGUACUUCCAGCACACUCCUACCACCACUUCUUUCGCGGGACGAUAGUUUAUUGGAAGAAAGACUUGUAUCAUCUUUACGACUACUAGAUCGGAUAAAAUCAGCAUUAAGCCAAGACUUUGUUACUGAGAUAGCAGAAUCGGUAAACACGAAUUCUUCAAGUGAAGAAAUCGGUACAGUCGAUGUCCACACCGAAGGUUCUGAAUUGAGUUCAAAAUCAACACCUGAACCUAACGUCGCUGAUAGAAACAUUAUUUACCGCCGCAAUUGCGUUAAUGUCGAUGAUUGGGGCGUCAUUGGACUGAACUGUACCGAGGAGGACAUCGUAACCGAGCGGGUCGAGGUCAUUGGUUUCUUGGUAAAUUGGCUGAGCUCCUAUAUCCAUAUACGAAAGCAUCAGGAGCAAUUUUACCUCUACCUAAUCAUAUCGGUGGCGGCUGGAGUUCUCCUCUGCCUGACGCUUGUCAUCGGCCGGCUCACGCUGCAGAAACGACGGGGUGAGCGGAAGAACAGCAGCUCAAGUGGCAGCGGGGUCGCCAAAUCCUUUGCCGAUACGCAAGGUGGCAAUACAGGUGUCGGGAAUGGAGGUGCAAGCAAAUUUCAACAGACGACACCAGGAGAAGCCCAUCUUCCAGACUCCUUCGCAGAUGACAUAUCUGACAUCGACGCCGACAUCGACUUAACAGGUCCGAUGCCAUUGCCCAGCCUAUCGUCUCGGAACGAGACCUACAUGACAUACGCACCGACGCCCAAGUGCAGCUACGCUGGUUUACCCAGCGCACUAUCGCACCCUACCUCUGGAGCAACUACCGUUCUGAUGGCCCCGCACUCACAGGCCAACAGUUACACUACCAUGGGCCAUCCUGCAACCAACGGUCCUCUGACAAUGGGUCCCCACUUUCUUGGACCCUCCGGACUCAGCACGGUUUCCCCAGCGUACCUAAGCGGUGCUGUCAUGGUGGCUGGACAUCACCACACUCUACGACGCACUUUGAUACCCACCAGCAUGGGAAUAAUGAGCUCUCCCUCACCACCACCGACUUCUAUAAGUUCUGGUCAUCCUCUGCCGUUAACCGCCAUGCCCUCAACCUCGAAUAGCGGCUGCGGGGUCUACUAUGAUAGCACCGUACCAAGGAAUCUGACCCGGGGCGUGUCUACAGAGAGCAGCGCUCAGUAUUUCUAUGGGUGACACUCGCUCAACCGA
Messenger RNA from Drosophila persimilis, 3022 nucleotides. RefSeq lists its product as uncharacterized. The transcript is spliced from 12 exons. NCBI's taxonomy places the organism in Eukaryota, Metazoa, Arthropoda, Insecta, Diptera, Drosophilidae. The coding region runs from base 608 to 3007 and encodes 799 amino acids. Gene Ontology annotation, molecular function: carbohydrate binding. The record is from RefSeq and is a predicted model, not a curated record.